UCCCUUUACUUCUUUCUCUCUCUUCCUGUAAUAUAUAAUUAGGGUUCAUUUUCUCUGUGCACUGUGUUACCCAUUUAGUAUGUGUUGUUUGCUGCUUUGAGAAGCUCUAAUUUACAUUUAAUUGUUGUAAUAUAAGUUUUGUCUUCUGGGUUUGUGCAAUUUUCAUGGCUUCAUUGCAUCUGUCUUUUUCUCUUGAGUUUCAUGAACCCAAAAAGAUUAAAUUUUGUCCAACUUCUGCUCAAUUAUUUGAUCGUUUACCUGUUACCCACUUCCUAAAUUCUUCAAAUGGAAGUGGGUUUGGUGUAAUUUUUGCUGUUUCUAAGUUGAAUCAUGUUAAAGCUUCUCGUUUCGAUUCGGAAUUAGUAGAUGGUUCAGUGAAUGUUGGUGAGGGUGAUGGUAAUGGUGGAACGUAUGAGGAUGAUUUAGGGAGUGAGAAUUUGAUUUCCCAUAAUACGAAUUUGUCGCAUCGUCAUCAUAAGGCGGGUGCUAAAAAUAUAGGGAAGGGAUUUUGUGGUGGUGGAGGUGUGAGAGAAGUGCGAAAAGAGAAGCAAAGCUUGAAGAAGCUUGAUAAUGCAGGAAAAUGUAAUGGGAAAGAAGAUGAUGUUUGUGGUGAACUAGAUGUUGGCAAAUAUGGUAUUAGGCCUGAGUCGAGCAUAGCCUCGUUCAAUAAGAUAUUGAAAGGCCUUGAAAGGGGUGAGGAUAGGAAAGCAUUGAUAUUUUUUGACUGGAUGAGGAGUAAUGGGAAGUUAAAAGGGAAUGUAAUUGCUUACAAUUUGGCUUUGCGGGUAUUGGGAAGGAGAGGUGAUUGGGAUGCGGCAAAGAAAUUGGUUGAGGAGAUGAGACUGGAAUCAGGGUGUGAGCUGCAAUUUCAGGUCUUUAAUACUAUAAUUUAUGCUUGUUCUAAAAAGGGGCUUGUGGAUAUUGGUGCUAAAUGGUUCCGUAUGAUGUUAGAGUAUGAUGUUGAGCCUAAUAUUGCAACUUUUGGUAUGCUUAUGAGUUUGUACCAGAAAGGUUGGAAUGUUGAGGAGGCAGAGUUUGCAUUUUCCCAAAUGCGGAGACUAAAUAUCAGAUGUCAAUCUGCAUACUCAGCAAUGAUUACAAUUUACACCCGGUCUGGUUUGCAUACCAAAGCGGAAGAGGUGAUUGAUCUGCUGUUUAAGGAUGAAGUUGUAAUGAAUCUUGAGAACUGGUUGGUUAUGCUGAAUGCUUAUAGCCAACAAGGGAAGCUAAAAGAAGCCGAAGGUGUAUUGGUGUCAAUGGGUGAGGUAGGUCGUGCCCCAAGUAUCAUUGCAUACAACUCACUGAUAACUGGGUACGGGAAGAUAACCAAUAUGGAUGCUGCAGAACAAAUGUUCCAGAACCUACAAAAUGUAGGCCUGGAGCCUGAUGAAACAACUUACAGGUCCAUGAUUGAAGGCUGGGCUAGAUCCGGGAAUAAUGAGAAAACAAAAUGGUAUUAUAAGAGGCUGAAAGAUUUGGGAUUCACACCAACUUCCUCUAAUCUUUACUCUUUAAUAAACUUGCAAGCUAAACACAAGGAUGACGAUGGGGCUUUUAUCAUUCUUGAUGACAUGGUGAAGUUGGGCUGCCAACCCUCCUCCAUUCUCGGCUCUCUCAUACAAGCUUAUGAAAAGAGUGAAAGGUUUGAUAGAUUGCCACAAAUUUUGAGGGGUUCUCUCUAUGAUCAUGUGCUACAUAACCAGACUGCAUGCUCAAUUUUGGCUAUGGCUUAUGUAAAACACUCCUUGGUGGAUGAUGCUAUUAAACUUCUAAAAUAUAAGCACUGGAAGGACCCAGCUUUCGAGGACAACUUGAUCCAUUUGCUUAUUUGUUCUUGCAAGGAACUGGGCCAUCUGGAAAGUGCUGUCAAAAUAUUUACCCAUAUGCUGAAUUCUGAUGGAAGGCCAAACUUGCAUAUUUACUCGACUAUGAUUGACAUCUACAGUCUUAUGAAUCAAUUUGCUGAUGCAGACAACACUUACCAGCUAUUAAGGUCUUCAGGACUUGCUCUGGACAUGGUUGCCUAUAGUAUUGUUGUCAGGAUGUAUGUGAAAUUUGGACUUUUGGAAGAUGCUUGCUAUGUUUUGGAAGAUAUGGACAAGCAAACAAACAUCGUUCCUGAUAUUUAUUUGUUCCGCGACAUGCUCCGAGUGUACCAAAGAUGCAAUAAACUAGAUAAGUUGGCAGACUUGUACUACAAGAUCUUAAAGAGUGGGGUUAGUUGGGACCAGGAAAUGUACAAUUGUGUCAUAAAUUGCUGUGCUCAUGCUUUGCCUGUUGAUGAGCUUUCCAAGGUCUUUGAUGAGAUGAUUAAAAAAGGAUUUUCCCCCAACACUAUCACUUAUAAUGUUAUGCUUGAUGUUUAUGGGAAGUCCAAACUUUUCACAAAGGCUACGAAAGUCUUUUCAAUGGCUAAGAAACAGCAAUCGGCAGACGUGAUAACUUACAAUACUCUUAUAGCAGCAUAUGGUCAAAGCACAAACUUAGAGAAAAUGACAAAAACUGUGCAACUGAUGCAGUUUAAUGGGUUUUCUGUAUCCCUUGAAGCUUACAAUUGUAUGUUGGCUGCUUAUGGAAAAAAGCGUCAAAUGGAUAAACUUAGAGAUGUCUUGCAAAGUAUUAAGGAAUCAAGUCACACUUCUGACCAGUACACGUACAAUAUACUGAUGAAUAUAUAUGGGGAACAACGAUGGAUUGAAGAAGUUGCUGCAGUGUUGGAAGAGCUAAAAGAAUAUGGACCGGGACCAGAUUUAUGCAGCUAUAAUACAUUGAUAAAGGCAUAUGGCAUUGCAGGAAUGAUUGAAGAUGCUGUUUCUGUGGUUAAAGAAAUGAGAGACAAUGGGGUAGAUCCUGAUAGGAUCACUUAUCUCAACUUGAUAACCGCAAUGCGCAGGAAUGAUAAGUUUCUAGAGGCUGUUAGAUGGUCAUUGUGGAUGAAGCAAAUGGGAAUGAGCUGAAGUACUUGUAUAUUCUUUUUCUUCGGUUCUUUGUAUAACAGAUAAAUGCUCUGUUUUGCUUCUGAUCACUAGCCGUGAUUGAUUGUUUCUGUCACUCUUAAUGUGUUAACUAUAGACCCACAGUUACUUAGAAUCCAUACUUUUUACCAAUAUACCAUGGAAUAAUUGCUCUGCAUAAAGAUACUCUUGGUACUUGAUUCAGCAGAAUAUUUUCUGUAUUUGUUUGAAAUAAAUUUGUUCACUGAAAUAAAUAAGUUGGGAGAGAAUCAAGCCUCUCGAAUGCUUCAAUAUAUUUUAUUUUAUGUAAUUUUCAGCUUAUUAGUCAAAAUCAUCAUCCUUUUCCUUAAUUUCUGCCAUUAAUGUUGUGUAAGCUAAGUUAAUUUUUAGCUUAAAGGGGAACUGAAGUAGUGAACUGUAGGAGAAAGAAACUGUGAGAAACUUUUCUAUUUUCUGACACCCUUCCUUUUUUUGGAGAUACAACGUUGGAAAGGCUCGAACAACCAUCUACCCAGCUUCACACUCCUAGCUAUAGCAGUCAAUUCAUGGGCUGGAGUUCUGGAGUAACUGUAUCCCUAGUAAUAUGUUUUAGCAUACAAGACACUAAGGAGGGCAUCGGGAUAUAUAUCAGGAAUUCAAAUCCCAGAUUCCCUCAGUGAAGCAGACAUGACAAUGUUUCUGUUAAUCCCCAACUACAGCUACUGCUAGCUUCUUCUCUGUGAUGCUGUAUAAUUGAAUGGCAAAAAGGGCAUCCAAGUGCUACUACAAAAUUUUGCGGGGUUUUAUACAGGACUAUAAUUUUGGGAAUAUCCAGCCUGUCUUUGCGUCAUUUAUUAAGAGAUAUGGUUUAAUUAAACCUACACUAGGCAAGAUGUUGGUGCAUUACUUGUGUAUGGAGAACAAUGUAGAUGGUGCCCUUAUACUCAUUAAUGAGUUGAACAAAAAUCAUUUUAAGGUAAAUUUUCCUGUUGAUGUUAUUGGGAUGCUUACAGCACAAGGAAGACCUUUGGAUGCAUACAGACUUGUUAUGGGUGCCCAAAAUGAUCUUUCGAGUAUGAAUGUGGUUGACUACUCAGUCCUUGUUGAUGGACUCUGCAAAGAAGGGUACAUUGAUAAGGCCUUAGAACUAUGUAAUUUUGCCAGGAAGAUGGGAGUUAGACUUAAUGUAGUCACUUAUAACUCACUUUUCAAUGGGCUAUGUCGUCAAAAUUGUCUCAUCGAGGCUUUUCGGUUGUUUGAUUCAUUGGAGAUGAAUAAAAUAAUUCCUUCUGAUGUUACUUAUGGUACACUAAUCGAUGCUUUGGUUAGAGAAGGCUAUUUGUUGGAUGCUCGGCAAUUGUUUGAGAGAAUGAUCAUCAAGGAUAUAAAACCAAAUACCCAUAUUUACAAUACUCUAAUUGAUGGAUACUGUAAAUUUGGGAAUGUGGAAGAAGCAUUGGGGCUUCUAUAUGAUUUGGAGAACCACUCUCUUAAGCCUGAAAAAUUCACCAUAAGUGCUGUGAUUUAUGGCUUUUCCUCUGAGGGAAACAUGGAGGGUGCACUUCAAUUUUUCAUCGAUAUGAAGGGAAAUGGCAUUUCCCCUGACUUCUUAGGCUUCUUAUAUUUAGUAAGGGGCCUAUGUGCGAAGGGUAGAAUGGAAGAGGCACGGAGUGUUGUAAGAGAAAUGCUUAAAGAUGAAUCUGUUCUUGAGUUGUUAGCUAGAGUAAAUAGCGAGAUUGAAACAGAAUCUGUAGAGACCUUUCUAGUUGACCUGUGUGAACAGGGUAGCAUUCAGAAUGCUCUUAUCAUUCUCAAUGAAAUUGGAUCAAUGUUUUUUCCUUACAAGAGAGCUUCUGCUUCUAGUUUACUUAAACCUAUGGCGUCUUGUGAGGAAGAUAUAGAGACAAUCUCUCCUAAUCCUCUUCCCUCCGUCCAUCAAAUGGACUUUGAUGCUUUGUACUCGAAAAUGACAUCUCUUUGCUCUCUAGGUGAUCUCCAAGGUGCUACUGCUUUGGCAAAAGCUAUGAUAUCUGAUUUUCCGAAAAAAUGAUGGCAUCAGAAUGACACCUGCUCUGAGCUAAACCGAUGCAGGACUUCUGGGAUUGUACAUGGAUGAGAAGUAAUGCAACACAUCAGCUACAUCCUACAGGCUGAUGACUCUUCUAUCAUUUCGGCUGGUAUGCAUCAGUAGGCCUAUUUUGAUGUGUUUUCGGAGUUGGUAAUACUUGUCCAAGUAUUAUUUUGAAGCAUACGACUCAGACCUUUGGAUUAGCAGAAUUGCCGUGAUUGCCUGACUGGUAAUACUCUAGCACUGUUUACAUAUAACAUCAUGGGACUAUGGGAGUGGCAUCUUGUCGCUUAUAGUUUACACCAAGGCCUCAUGCCUCAUGGACAUGCUGUGUGAAGUGACUAAUUCGGGGGCAAAAUCUUCGUUGAAGAUACAGUAUGUUUUGAGGGUGUUUGAGAAAAUUACUCCUAAAAUUAUGAAUGCGUGAUUUGUGAUUUGUGAAUUGUGAUUAAACAAAGUGUUAUCUAGAUAAUCUUGACAUCAUGUAUGGAAAUCGUCAUUAUUUAUUAUUUUUUGUAA
Molecule: messenger RNA, 5520 nt
Organism: Chenopodium quinoa (quinoa)
Lineage: Eukaryota; Viridiplantae; Streptophyta; Magnoliopsida; Caryophyllales; Amaranthaceae
Product: pentatricopeptide repeat-containing protein At4g30825, chloroplastic-like
Exons: 4
Coding region: 165-2957 (930 amino acids)
Molecular function (GO): protein binding
Source: RefSeq, a predicted model, not a curated record